This is a messenger RNA of Penicilliopsis zonata CBS 506.65, 894 nucleotides long. RefSeq lists its product as hypothetical. The coding region runs from base 126 to 821 and encodes 231 amino acids. NCBI's taxonomy places the organism in Eukaryota, Fungi, Ascomycota, Eurotiomycetes, Eurotiales, Aspergillaceae. The record is from RefSeq and is a predicted model, not a curated record. Gene Ontology annotation, biological process: RNA metabolic process. The transcript is spliced from 8 exons. Gene Ontology annotation, cellular component: cytoplasm; nucleus. Gene Ontology annotation, molecular function: single-stranded DNA binding; sequence-specific DNA binding; RNA binding.
CAGAGGUGGAAAACUCCACUCCACGAUCCUUGACGUAACCGACACCAAAACAUUUCACGACUCUACGAACUUGACCACGAAUAAAGUGCGGAAACUAAGCACUAUCUGAGUGACAAGCAGACAAAAUGAUUGACAAGAGCAUCUUCGAGCAUUUACAAACCAAGAUCGACGAGGAGGGAGCUGUUCGCGAUGAACUGCACGAGAUCGUCCAGACGCUCGCUAGAAAAGGAAGAGCAACACAAGCUACCUUGUCGAGAGCCCACUCGACACCCUCAGACCAAUUGAAACCUGUUCUCGAUGAGGCCACGAAGGAGAUCCUUGGCCAGAAAGAAGAAGUCCUUCGUCUCAAGGCCGUGGCCGACAAACAUCCUUUCUACAAGUACAAUGGACUAUGGACGCGGGAGCUGCAGAACCUCGUAUUUUCUAUCGAACUGUGUGCAUGGCUCGGCGGAUUAGAGGACCACAAGAGCGGCACAGCGCAGUUCAUGACCAUCGAAGAGGUCGGGAAGUUCCUUGAGAUCCCCGUGAACCUCAAAGAACAAGACGCCUUCCAUUUGACUAUUGAGGAGUACCUCCUCGCGCUGAUCUCCAUGGUCGAAGAACUCGCCCGUCUGGCGGUCAACUCGGUCACCCUGGGCGACUACGCUCGUCCACUUCAGAUCGGGAAUUUCAUCAAGGAUCUCUUUGCAGGAUUCCAGCUGCUCAACCUGAAGAACGAUAUCCUGCGCAAGAGGAGCGACAGCAUAAAGUACAGUGUGAAGAAGGUCGAAGACGUCGUGUACGACCUCUCGCUGAGGAAUCUGGUCCCCAAGAACGCCUAGGCUCAAGAGUAUGUUAAAAGCGUAGGAUCAACAGGACAGUUUGAUCUCGAAAUACGAAUCAUAGCGUUACAAU